Molecule: messenger RNA, 813 nt
Organism: Trichoderma reesei QM6a
Lineage: Eukaryota; Fungi; Ascomycota; Sordariomycetes; Hypocreales; Hypocreaceae
Exons: 2
Coding region: 1-813 (270 amino acids)
Source: RefSeq, a predicted model, not a curated record
AUGAAGUUCUCUCAGGCUAUCCUGCCCAUCUUUAUGCUGGGAGCUGUUGCUUCCCCUGUGCCUGUCAAGGUUGAGGGCCUUCAUGGCGAUUCGUCCAUGUCUCGCCGGGCUGAGGCCAACGCUCUUCAUGGUGAUACUGCCAUGGCUCGUCGUGCUGAGGCGGCUGCUCUCCAUGGUGAUACCGCCAUGGCCCGACGGGCUGAGGAGAAUGCUCUGCAUGGAGACACUGCCAUGGCCCGUCGGGCUGAGGAGAAUGCUCUUCACGGAGAUACCGCCAUGGCUCGCCGUGCUGAAGCCAACGCCCUUCAUGGAGAUACUGCCAUGUCUCGUCGUGCAGAGGCAGCUGCUCUCCAUGGUGACACUGCUAUGGCUCGCCGUGCUGAUGCUAAUGCUCUCCACGGUGACUCCUCCAUGUCACGCCGGGCUGAGGCAGCUGCUCUUCAUGGAGACUCUUCGAUGUCUCGUCGUGCUGAGACUGCCGUUCACGGCGACUCCUCCAUGUCGCGCCGUGCUGAGGAGAAUGCUCUCCACGGCGACACCGCCAUGGCCCGUCGUGCCGAGGCCAAUGCCCUGCACGGCGAUUCUUCUAUGUCUCGCCGUGCCGAGACCAACGUCCAUGGCGACUCUUCCAUGUCUCGCCGUGCUGAGGCUAACGCUCUCCAUGGCGAUACCGCCAUGGCUCGCCGCGCCGAUGCCAAUGCUCUCCACGGCGACACUGCUAUGGCUCGCCGUGCCGAGACCAACCUUCACGGUGAUUCUUCCAUGUCUCGCCGUGCUGAGACCAACGUCCACGGCGACUCCGCCAUGUCAUAA